Messenger RNA from Panicum hallii, 884 nucleotides. Its product is annotated as zinc finger protein 36-like. The record is from RefSeq and is a predicted model, not a curated record. NCBI's taxonomy places the organism in Eukaryota, Viridiplantae, Streptophyta, Magnoliopsida, Poales, Poaceae. The transcript has a single exon. Gene Ontology annotation, molecular function: DNA-binding transcription factor activity. Bases 103 to 777 code for a protein of 224 amino acids.
AGCUGCCACCGCGUGCCUUCGUAAGAGUCUCUGACCUAAAAGUCCACCGCCGCCACCGCCACCGCCACGACAAGAGUUUUCUUCGGCUAUCACCUAUCAGCCAUGGCCGCCGGCUUCGAGGCUCUUCUCGACCCGACCGCGCUCUCCCUGGCCCUGCCGGCGCCGGGGCUCAACAAGGAGGACUACAUUGCCAUCUGCCUCGCCGCGCUCGCCGGCACGCGGGGGACCGGCCUCAAGGCGGCCGGGUUCGGGCGGCACGCGGAGAAGUGGUGCCCGCUGCCGCUCGCCGCGGAGCCGCCCUCGCCGGUGGCGCAGGAGGAGCUCCGGUUCCGGUGCGCGGUCUGCGGGAAGGCGUUCGCGUCGUACCAGGCGCUCGGCGGCCACAAGUCCAGCCACCGUAAGCCGCCCACCGAGCAGCGGUACGCCGCGGCCGCCGCGGCGCGGGCGGCGGCCUCCACGGCGGACUCCGAGGAGACGACGUCCUCGGGAGGGCCCGCUGCCGGCGGGCCGCACCGGUGCACCAUCUGCCGGAGGGGAUUCGCCACGGGCCAGGCGCUCGGCGGGCACAAGCGCUGCCACUACUGGGACGGCUCGUCGGUGUCCGUCUCCCUGUCCGCGUCGGCGUCCGGUUCCGGGACGGGGUCGUCAGGCUUCACCGUCAGGAACUUCGACCUCAACCUGAUGCCUCUGCCGGAGAACGCCGGGAUGAGGAGAUGGGUCGAGGAGGAGGAGGUGCAGAGUCCGCUGCCGAUCAAGAAGCGCAGGAUAUCGGACUAAUUCACUAGCUGACCUCGUGUGUUGAUCGCCGGUUCAUGUAAAUCGUUUGAUUCGUUGAUUCGUUUGUUGACAAUAAUAAACUAUUUGAUUUAUUUUUUGACGUCAAA